Messenger RNA from Emiliania huxleyi CCMP1516, 639 nucleotides. RefSeq lists its product as hypothetical. The record is from RefSeq and is a predicted model, not a curated record. The transcript has 3 exons. Gene Ontology annotation, biological process: methylation. NCBI's taxonomy places the organism in Eukaryota, Haptophyta, Isochrysidales, Noelaerhabdaceae. Gene Ontology annotation, molecular function: methyltransferase activity; nucleic acid binding. The coding region runs from base 1 to 639 and encodes 212 amino acids.
AUGUACUCUCGGAUGGCUUGGCUCGAGCAGCUCGUUAUCCUUGUUGAUCGUCGGUCCGCGGUCCGUGUGCCAUGUCUUGACACGCAGUUUUUCUUCGACGAGCCAACGCGCGCCGCGCUGCUCCGGCUGCUCUCGCGGCACGAGCGGCCGCUGCUACUGUGCGCGCCCUCGCUCGCCGUCGCCGCCGAGGCGGCGGGCGCGCCGUACCUGCUCCUCGACCGCGACGACCGCUUCGCCUUCCUGCCGCACUUUCGGCGCUUUGACCUCGACGCGCCCACUGCCGUGGACGGGUACGCGUACGACGCGGUGCUCUGCGACCCACCCUUUGCCAACUUUGACCUCGGACGGCUGCGGCGGGUGCUCGAGGUGCUCGCCGGCGGAGACCCGCUGCGGGCCGCCUCGCCGCUCUACCUCUGCCACAACGAGCGGCGUGAGGCGGCCCUGCGCGACGCCUUUGCCGGCUCGGGGCGGCAGCUGGCGCGCCUCGCGCCGGUCGGCUACUCGUCGGUCAAGGAGAGCACGCAGCGGUCGAUCCGCCUCUACGGGCCGCCGCCCGCGCAGCCGCGCCCCGGCGACCAGGGGGCAGAGGCCGCCGCGGUGGGGGCGCGGGAGCGGCGAGGGCGAGAAUUGAGCACGUGA